GUGAAAAUGGGUUCGAAUCACAAAUGGGGGACAGAGUGCGAAGGAAGAAAGAAGCAGAAAAGCCAAAAGCUUCGGUUGGAAGAUCAUUUUAAUAGAGAGAGAUUCAGUGGAAUCUUCGAAUUAAUUAAAAUGAUGCUUGAAUGAUCGAUCGCAGCAAGACUUGCGUCGUGUUAUGUUGCUUAAUUAAAGUUCUCGCUUGUAUAUUGGAUUAAUCAUUUGCUUAGAAGCAAUCAAUCUAUGGGAGUCUUAACAUUGAUGUGAUAAAAUGGGAGCAGCUGAAGUAAGAGCACUCUGGCAAAGAAGAGCAAGCCGUUGCUUUCUUGUUCAUGAAGAUUCUACAAUGCCUCCGAGGUUAGCUUGUUGCCACCACCAACAACAACAACAGCAUUCUUCUUCUUCGUCUGGCAAAAACAGCUUUUCUUCUACAAGUUUUGGAGAUUCCUCUGAUUUCUCUUCCGAUACCAAAUGGUGGCUUAAAGGAGGAUCAGCUGGUUUUGAUGAGGAGAUUGCAAACUCCUUCCUCCAAGAUACCAAAUUGCAACAAUUCGUCGACUUGACCAAGAUAAGUAAAGAAGAAAAAGAAGAAGACUAUAGCUUUAUUAGCAAGAAAGAUACAGCUACAACUCCAUGGUGGAGAAGCGCUACGGAUCAAGAUGAGCUAGCUCUCUUGGUGUCCACUAGAUCCGUUGAUCAUCAUAUUCAAAACUGUGAUCUUCCUCCGCCCCAGAAGCUCCACAAGAGCAUUCACUGCACUACUAAUGGUGAAAAAGGGUUUCAGACAGCAGUUAUUAAAUCACCAUGGAAACAAGGUGCUUGGAGCGAUCGGUUUGAGAGCAGCAGUAAUAGCACAGAUAGCAAGAACACGAGUCCAAAGUCUUCUCCUAAGAGCGAUGAUCUAAUAAGCAAAGCUCAGCUUUUGGAAGCACUAAGGCAUUCUCAAACCAGAGCAAGGGAAGCAGAGGAAGCUGCCAAAGAAGCUUGCGCUGAGAAAGACCGUUUGAUAACUGUCUUGAUGAGGCAAGCGAGGCAGAUUUUAGCUUACAAGCAAUGGAUUAAGCUUCUUGAGAUGGAAUCUCUCUAUCUGCAGAUGAAGGAGGAGGAGGAAGAAGAACAAGGGCAGGUCGAAGGAAUGAAUCUGAAGAAGAAGAAGCAAAGAGGGAAGAAGAAGAAUAAGAAAAUGGGGGAGGUUGGGAGAUAUAUGAUGGCUUUUGCGUUGGGGUUUAGUCUCAUUGGUGCUGGUUUGCUCUUAGGUUGGACUGUUGGAUGGUUGUUUCCCUUCUAGAGUCUUGAAAAAAAACGUCUUUUGUUUGAUCUCUGCAGGAGUUUAGGUUUUCACUUUGCCUCUAAAAUUGUGUGUUAUGUGUGUUGUCUUCAUGUAUAUAUGUGUGUGAUAUUUCCUUCCAAUAUAUAAGUUUAAUAGUAUUAGUUU
Molecule: messenger RNA, 1429 nt
Organism: Brassica oleracea var. oleracea
Lineage: Eukaryota; Viridiplantae; Streptophyta; Magnoliopsida; Brassicales; Brassicaceae
Exons: 3
Coding region: 266-1282 (338 amino acids)
Source: RefSeq, a predicted model, not a curated record